GCUUCUAAUCGGUGGUGAACUCAGCACAGCUCUCCGUGGUGACCCAUCGGAAGCAAGAGGAGAGCUGCCUGCUGUAGUGUUCUUUUUGGACAACCUGUUCCUCACCACUGUGGAGACUCUGUUGUCCUCCCUCUCGCCUCUCUCCCUCUCUUUCUCUGCCUCUCCUCCCUCUCUCUCUCUACCUCUCCCCUCGCUCCAUCUCUCUCAGUGCGCAAAGACAGGCGCGCUCGUUCUCAGUCUGCGCACAUCUCGCACUUGGCCAGCAUCACUUGGAGCCCACAGACACGGCUCUGAUUGAGCCUCCUCACCAGAGCGGAGGUCCGCGCCGCUCCACCCCAACACCCACACACAAGCCUUGGAAGAGUUACACCGUCAUGCGCACAACAAUUGGAGGACUGUGUGCGGAGAAGUGCAUUUAUUGAUUUGGGGGGUUUGUUUGAAUUUUGGCAGCCUGGAUUGGAGCGGGUGUAAAAAGUGUCAAAGCCACCGAGGAGAUUUGUAUUUUUUUUUCAAGUCGUUCAACUGAUUUUCGGGAGGAUUUCUAACUUUUCUGCUGCUGCAAAGAAGCAGCAGCGGUGGAAUUCUGUGAGCGCAGCCCGAACGAGUGCGCGUCGCCCCGGCGAGCACGCUGACCCACAGGACCGCACCUACGGAGACAAGGUUAUGACCGAGCACAGCUGAACAUGGAGCUUUUGUGGAUUUUGUUGUUUUCUAGCAUCUAUCCCCUUGCCCGCUGCCAAGGCGUUUACGCUCCUGCUAAUGCCCAGAUUGUGCACUCGGGUGCCGCGUGCAACGUCAAGGAUGAUAACAUCAGUGAGAGGAUCUACACAAUCAAAGAGGGAGACACGCUUGUGCUUCAGUGCAUUAUGAAGGGACACCCGAGACCUCAGAUACGAUGGACGAAGACAGCCGGCAGUGCCUCAGAUAAAUUCCAAGAGACAUCCAUCUACAACGAGACCCUGCGCAUCGAGGGCAUCCAGAGGGUGCAGGGGGGUCGCUACUACUGCAAAGCCGACAACGGGGUGGGGGUGGCUGCCAUCAAGUCCAUCCGUGUAGAUGUGCAGUACCUGGACACACCAGUUCUGACGGUUCACCAGACCAUCAGUGAUGUGCGUGGUAGUUAUUACCAAGAGAAGACGGUGUUCCUUCGCUGCACUGUCAACUCCAACCCUCCUGCUCGCUUCAUCUGGAAGCGCGCAAAUGUGCUCAUCGAACAAAGCAAAGAUAAUGGAGUGGACAUCUACGAGCCACUUUAUACUCAGGGUGAGACCAAGGUCCUGAAGCUGAAAAACCUGAGAGCGAAGGAUUUUGCCGAUUAUACCUGCCAGGUGUCGGUUCGUAAUGUGUGUAACAUUGAAGACAAGUCGGUCACCUUCAGGCUCACAAACAGCACGUCUCCCCCGAUGGUUCGGCUGUCCGUCAACGACACAGUUGUGGCGGAUCCCGGGCAGGAUGUGGUCAUCACAUGCGAUGUAACUGCAGGUUUCCCGCCACCUACUGUGAUUUGGUCACGUUACCCGGGACCCCUUCCCCUCAACGCCAAGGUUCGGGGUUCCCAGCUCACACUGAGGGCCGUCACACCAACAGACGCGGGCUUCUACAACUGCACGGCUGUCAACAAUGUGGGCAACCCCGCCCGUAAGAACAUAAACGUCGUUGUCAGAACAAUGAGCAACCUGACCUUCCAAAUUACUCCGGACUCCAACAAGGACAGCGAGACCAUCCAAAUGGGUCGAGACCUCAAGCUGUCGUGUCACGUUGAUGCCAACCCUCAGGACAAGGUCAACUACACCUGGUACAAGAACGGCGCGCUGGUUUUCAACUCCGACAGCCUAAUCUUGCUGCGCAGUGACCCCGAUAUGGCGCCGGGCACGAGCAGCUUGGAGAUCGUGGACAUGAAAUUCCGAGACUUGGCAACCUACAGCUGCGUGGCAAAUUUCCCCGGCAGCAGCGUGCCAGAGCUCCGAGUAGAUGUCAACAUCUCCCAGAACAGUGUAUCUCCACCAAUACUGACGGUCCCCCCAGAAGGUCAGGUGGUUAGUGCCCGAGAAGGCGGGACAGCUGAGCUGGUCUGCUUAGUGAUGGCUGGCAAACCACGUCCACCAAUCCUCUGGUCGCGCACAGAAAAGGACCUGCUGAUGCCAUCUGGGAAGGCCGUGGUGGAGACGUCCGAUGGCCGCUUGAGGUUGAGGAAUGUAAGCCGGAACAUGAUGGGGGGUUACCGCUGCCAGACUGCUCCUUAUAAUGGACUCAACAUCAAACGGCGAGAGGCACAGGUCCAGCUCAAUGUGCAAUAUCCUCCCAUUCUGGACCCAGUGCAUCAGGACACACGUGCAAGGAACUAUCACAUGGUGAGCCUCAGAUGUUCUGUCCUGCGCUCCAACCCGCCACGUAUCACGGACAUCCGCUGGUACCGCAACGGAGACUUUAUCCGUAUGCCUAUGCCGAACCUGAAGGAGACCCCAGAGCUGAAAUUCAAACUGGAGCCCGCAAACAACGGCUCUUAUGACUGCAGAGUCAGCAAUAGUGCAGGAACAUCCACAUGCAGAUUUGAUGUCUCUGCACAACCUUACAAUGCUGAAUUCUACUUUGACACGCCCAAUCCGGUGAGGAUUCUAAAAGGGAACAACUACUCUUACAACCUGCAGUGGACCCAGAAAGACCCCGAGGCCACAGAUCGUAUCAUUGGCUACUGGAUUGUUGUCCGAAAGAACAAGGAGAACCUGCUGUCGAGGCAGAUCGACCUCAAGGGCAAGGAGCCAGAGAAGGGGGUGCUGAUGUCCUACACCAUUACCAACCUGAGAAUCCCACUUUCCUAUGAGGUCCGACUGGCUCCCAUCACCACUUACAGCACGGGGGAAUAUGUCAGCCGCACCAUCCAGUACUCAGAGCCGUACACCUACCCAAGACCCUCAGACCACGUCUGUGGGUUUGAGGAUGAAAGAAUUUGUGGUUUUUCACAAGACCGAAGUGACGUUUUUGACUGGACGCGACAGAAUCACAUGACCCAGAAUCCCAAACGGUCUGCCAAUACAGGCCCAGAGACGGACCGCAGUGGAACCAAAGAGGGCUACUACAUGUACAUCGAAGCUUCGCGGCCACGAGUUCAAGGCGAUAAGGCUCGUCUGCUCUCUCCACUUUUUAACGUGACCACGGUCAGGGGUCCCAAGGGGUCUAGUCGAGUCCCUUACUGUGUAUCCUUCUACUACCACAUGAAGGGAAAACACAUUGGAACUCUUAAUGCUCUUUUGAGAGUAAGGAGCAUUGGCAUCGCCUCAGUGGACUCCAUGUUGUGGACCAAAUCAGGUCAUCAGGGCCCCGACUGGAAGAAAGCAUACUUUGACAUCACUCCAAGUGGACCAUUCCAGAUUGUUUUUGAAGGAAUCCGGGGGCCGAGCUUCGAGGGCGACAUUGCUAUCGACGACGUGUCCAUCACCAUGGGCAAAUGCAAGCAGAAGAACACUGUUGCCAGCGCAGGUAAGACAGUUCUGAUCGGUGGCUCACCGGCGCUCCCAUUGGCCAGAGGACUGACCGUUGUCCUCUCCUGCGUUACUGCCCUGCUCUGCAGAUGAUAAGCGACCGACCGCAGCGCCACCUUCUGUCCGUGUUGACAGACACGGCCCUGAUUCGCGCUCUUACUUCUUCUCUCAAGCCGAGUCUCGAACUUCUAUCGCCACUCGCCUGUGACCUCCCUGCAUCCAUGAUCCAUGCGAACAUACUUUUGACUUUAUUUUAACGCUUUGCUCCAGUGACAUAUUAUAACAAACAUAUUCUUAUCAUGUAUUUAAGCUAAACAUCUCCUCUAUUGGUCCAUUCAAUUUCCUAAUAUCCAUAUCAAGUGUGUCCCCCCGCCCCCGCUUUCUUCAUUAGCCUAGGUCUACAUGUAUGACCAUUCCACCUCCACACCCUCUUUCUCCCUUCCCCCGAGACACACCAAAGUGUCGGACACUCUACCAAAGAUGACCUGAGGGAAUAGAAUGAGGGAUUCCAGAGAGCUGGCAAACGAGACCGAUAAUGUGGGUGAAUCCUUCCUUUAGCUGACCUUCGCCACCAGCCGAGCCGCUGAGCGACAAGGAGACAGUUUAAACAAGUGAAGAUUGAAUGAAUGAACUGGAAAGACAGAAAGGGAGGAGGAGGAGGAAGAGGACACUCUCUGCUUGCUACAAAGAAAGCAGUGUGGAUUAUACGUGUACAUUUAUCACUAUAUAUUAUAUAAGCAAAGUUUAAAUAUAACUGUACGCGGGGGACGCUGAAGGACUCUGUGAACUGAAAUUAAAGAAGCACAACAUUUAUACGACCUCUGUUGUUCCCUUGGUUUUAUUGAACUUAUGUGACGUUGCAAUUUGUCCGAGCAAUUCCCUGAUUUUUGAUAUUUUUAGAUUUGUUUAUCCCGCUUUGGGCAAUAGUCGAUGUGAGUGUUGCGACACAAGUAUGAGGCGAUAUCGUGACUGACUCUGUGUGUGGGUGGUAUGGAAAGCCAAAAAAUGCACCAGGUCCUUGAAUGUCCCGUAUCGAGAAGAUGGAGACGCUAAUGUGUAUGUAGCUGCCGUGCAGAGCAAAUUACAUGUGCAAUUCACCUUUCCGCUAAGCCACACCCCUGAAACGUAGACUGGACAAUUUCUUAAUUCAUUUGUAAACUAUCUUUUUUUUUUUUUUCCCCGCUUUUGAAAGAUGAAUAUGAUUUAACAAUGUGCACGGGCUGCGAUUGGCUGCCGACCGGUCCAGGGUGUGCCACCUCUUGCCCGAAGUCAGCUGGGAUAGGCUCCAACUCACUCACGACCCAAAUAGAGACAUGGGGAGCCCGCACAAGUGAUAUUCAGACUCUGGAGAAAGCUAUGCUGCCGUGCACAUCGUCAAUUCAAUCCCUUAAAAAUCUGUACUUUAACUGAUCCAAAGUCGGCAAGGUAUUUGUAUUAUCCAUAGAAUCGUGGUACGUGGUUGUUAGCGCAGCAACUAAAUUGCUAAUGUUACGCUGAUAACGUGAGGCCUUAGCCAGCUACGCUAACAAAGCUAGCUACAUACUCCUGUUUGCAAUGUUUGUAUUAGUCCUUUUGGAUAACUGUAUAAGUAAAUAGAGCAUUAGCCAGCUUUAGUGGAAUGGUGUUUCUCCUUAAUAUCGUUGUCCUUCGUCGGUCAUUAGGCGAUGCAGUGGUUCACUAUUUUUGGGAUAAUUUCCUUGUUUUGCAUUGAUAGGGUCUAUGUUACCCAGUGGCGUCGCUAGGCCUAUUAUAGGGGAGGCUUUAGCUUUAUUUUCCUAUUCCCCCUCAAACCGAUCUUACCUCAACAAAUAUUGGUCUCCUCAAAAUCCCCACAUACACCCCCACCCCAUUGACGAUUAUGUUUUGGGGUAAAUAAUAUUCCAUCCGCACCCCCAACUUCCCAUCGAUAACUACGUUUUGGGGCAAAUAGUUUAAUUACUUUCCAUCAGCACACCCACCCCCAACAAAAACAUUUGGGCGGGGGGGGGGCGGGGGUCUAAGCCACCCCGAAUGUCAAAAUGUAGCGACGCCCCUGAUGUAACCUUCAAAGGCAUUCUGGAUAAUACUUUAGAUAAGGGAGGGUCCGUGUUGAUUCCAAAAGCUUGAAAGAAUUGACAAGGGUAGUUCAGGGGGCGAGUCUUGACGAAAGGUGAAUUAGGGAGGAAAUCUGCCGACAUUGUUUAACGCUGAAUGUCUAUGUCUUGUACACAGUCACAUAAAUAUCCACACUGUGCAAUGAAAAGCAUGUAUGGCCACAUAUUUGAUGAUUUUUAUCGAUGAAAAAAAGUUUAAUACUCUUGAAGAAUCACAUUUGGAUUUACAUGAUUUGCAUUGCAUAGUACGGAUAGGAUUGUUAAAGUCAAGCAAUACUCAUCUAUAGCGCUAUAACCCAUAGUUUAUGAUUACAUUUCUGAUAGCAUUUCAUCUUGCUCAAAUGGCAUCAUUAAGUUUUAAUAUAUAAUUAUGUGUUUAUUCAUACAGGCCUAUACUGUGAAUACACCUGUAGCCUGUUUAAUCAUUCAUUAAAGUACAGUACCGCAAUGAUAAUUCUCUGAUUCCGGUGUGUUUUCCAGUGUUCUCUGUAUUUUGUCUGUCACCUCACAUUUGUAUUGCUUCUUCUUUUUCUUUUUUUUUUUUUUGGUGUUAAUCUCAUUUUGCCUCGGCCACAUGCCAUUGCUAAAGUGUACAUUAUAGAGUGUGUCAAUGUCACUUUUUGUUUCCACGCCUGUCGAUCACGCUGGACAAAACGCUACAGAUGGAUGAAUUAAAUUGAGCAAAGCAAGCGGACCUGAGGUUUCAAACGUG
This is a messenger RNA of Phyllopteryx taeniolatus (common seadragon), 6284 nucleotides long. RefSeq names its product MAM domain-containing glycosylphosphatidylinositol anchor protein 1. Gene Ontology annotation, cellular component: neuronal cell body; axon; plasma membrane. Gene Ontology annotation, molecular function: axon guidance receptor activity; protein binding. The record is from RefSeq and is a predicted model, not a curated record. The transcript is spliced from 18 exons. Gene Ontology annotation, biological process: synapse organization; nervous system development; homophilic cell-cell adhesion. Bases 684 to 3572 code for a protein of 962 amino acids. NCBI's taxonomy places the organism in Eukaryota, Metazoa, Chordata, Actinopteri, Syngnathiformes, Syngnathidae.